Vanessa tameamea is the source of this 1530-nucleotide messenger RNA. Its product is annotated as sodium channel protein Nach-like. The transcript has 10 exons. Gene Ontology annotation, cellular component: plasma membrane. The coding region runs from base 1 to 1530 and encodes 509 amino acids. The record is from RefSeq and is a predicted model, not a curated record. Gene Ontology annotation, molecular function: ligand-gated sodium channel activity. Lineage: Eukaryota; Metazoa; Arthropoda; Insecta; Lepidoptera; Nymphalidae. Gene Ontology annotation, biological process: sodium ion transmembrane transport.
AUGAAAAACGACAAAACAAUUUGGUGGCAUGAAUACAGAAAAAGGCUUUAUAGACCGAGAGCGAGGAACAUGAGCUUUGAAUUUAUUUUAAGAAGAAUUACUAAGAAGACUUUCAAGGAAUAUACUACUAACUGCUCUCUAGCUGGAGUUACUAAAAUAUUUGACCCAAAUAUAGGAUACAAGGAAAGGCUGGUCCGUAUUGCUCUGAUCUGUGUGAUGUUUGGAAGCAUAUUCUACUUUCUCCAGUACCUCUGGUUUGACAAUCUCGCUAAACCUCUUAUUGUCACCAUGGAAUCAACCACUUAUCCCAUAUCAAAUAUCGAAUUUCCCGCAAUAACUUUUUGCAACUUCAAUAGAAUUAGCAAGAAGGCGCUGCAGAAAUAUGUGAAAAAGAAUUAUAGAAAACUGGCUCCGAACAAUGAGUCUAUAGAACAAGUGGAGUGGUUCUGCAAACAGCUGGGACGACUAUUGGACUACUCAUAUAAUAAAUCCGUACAAGUCCAUCCGAUACUCUUUUCCUUCGUCAAACAUCUUGGCGAUAGUCAUAACAUCAUUAAUUUGAUGAAAGAGCUGUCACCUCCGUGUGAAGAGUUAUUGAUUCGAUGUUCUUGGUCUGGUGAUAUUAUUGACUGCAAAAAAAUAUUUUCCGUUCAUCGUACUGUUCGCGGACAUUGCUGCACUUUUAACCUAGUUCUCGGUAUGGACGCAACUAGCAGCUUCGAAAAUUCCAUUUACACGGUUAAAAGACAACACGAACCAGGACAAUUGAAUGGUCUCAACGUUGUUCUAGACACUAUGGUUGAUGACUACACAUAUACACUCUAUAAUAUGGUCGGAUAUGAGGUGCUAAUAUUCGAUCCGACCCAUUUCGCAGACCCGACUGGAGGCCGCGUCACGCAGCGCAUAGCUCAACCCGACCAGGCCGUAUUCUUCGAGAUACACUCCAUAAAACAGAUUGCAACUAAAGAAGUACGAAAAUAUCCCGAAACAGCGAGAAAAUGUCUAUUUCGCGAUGAAAGGAAGGAUCAGUUCAACGAAUUGUACUCAUAUAGCUCCUGUAUAGUAAAAUGUCGUAUUAGAACAAUACAAUCUUUGUGUAAAUGUACACCUUACUUCUUUCCAACGAGACGGAACGUUCACCCGAUUUGUACAUUAGAUGACAUCAGAUGCUUAAAUAAAUAUAGAGAAAAACUGUUAUACUUGUAUCCGAAAGACGCUGUCACUACUGAAGGUCUCGAAGCGGAAAUCCAGGAUGCUCUCGACUGUGACGAAUGCCUCCCGGACUGUGAACUGACCCAGCACUUUACUAAGCAAUCUAAGAUACCUCUUUCAUUUUUACCGAAUAAAAACAAGGAAUUCACAAAUUAUUUCUUAGAUGACAUAAAUAUGACGAGUAAAACUUUGGUUUGUAUUUAUCAAGGGACAUCUAAUAGCGUUUUAAACCGACUGGAUAUAAUUUAUUACUGGUUCGAGCUCGUCAGUAAGCAACAUUUAUCUGUAACGUCGGUGGUUUUUGCGGAAUACUCGUAG